This is a messenger RNA of Camarhynchus parvulus, 1417 nucleotides long. It is a transcript of the gene STARD3NL, whose product is annotated as STARD3 N-terminal like. Lineage: Eukaryota; Metazoa; Chordata; Aves; Passeriformes; Thraupidae. The record is from RefSeq and is a predicted model, not a curated record. The coding region runs from base 206 to 910 and encodes 234 amino acids. The transcript is spliced from 9 exons.
GGCGCUCGGGGAUGCUCUGCGGGCAGGGCUGCCUCUCCCGCAUGCCCAGCGCCUCUCCUGCCGGCGGACCCGGAGCAGGUUUGCUUUUCCUCUCUCCUUGCGAUUCCAGCCCAGCAAUUCCAUCCUCAGGGAGAAAUCCUUCCUGUAUGGAUCAGCCUUCUAGUGAUGGUGAAACUGGGAGAAGACCACUCUAAGCAAACCCAGGAUGAUUCGGGUCCCAGCUGAUGCAGAAAAUGCUCACAGUAGCAGUGUGGAAUCUUGUCCUUCCUUGCGGGAUGUCCACUCCAUCAACCCCACACAGCUGAUGGCAAGGAUUGAGUCAUAUGAAGGCAGGGAGAAGAAAGGCAUAUCAGAUGUCAGAAGGACUUUCUGUUUGUUUGUUACAUUUGAUCUCUUAUUCAUAACCUUACUGUGGAUAAUAGAAUUGAAUGUAAAAGGAGGCAUUGAGACUACCUUAGAGAAAGAAGUCCUACAUUAUGACUACUCUUCUUCAUAUUUUGAUAUAUUUCUACUGGCAGUCUUUCGGUUUAAGGUGUUAAUACUUGCAUAUGCAAUGUGCAGACUGCGCCAUUGGUGGGCAAUAGCUUUUACAACAGCAGUGACCAGUGCCUUUUUAUUAGCAAAAGUAAUUAUUUCACAGCUGUUCUCACAGGGUGCUUUUGGCUAUGUACUGCCCAUCAUAUCAUUCAUACUUGCCUGGAUUGAAACUUGGUUCCUGGACUUUAAAGUGUUACCACAAGAAGCUGAAGAAGAAAAUAGAUUUUUGAUAGCACAGGAUGCUUCAGAACGAGCAGCUCUUCUUCACCCAGGAGUCCUCUCUGAUGGGCAGUUCUAUUCUCCCCCUGAGUCUGUAGCAGGUUCUGAUGAAGACUCUGAAGAAAAACAAGACAGUGAAAAACCAAUUGUAUAGCAAAUAAUAAAAAGCAGAAAGAAAAUAUCUGCAGGAAGUUGUUGGGGGUUUGGAAACUGGCAACAGAGUCUGUGGCUGACUUGCUGGCAGAGCUGCUGACAGGAGAGUUUACUCGUUAGAAAGUAAAGGGAACGGUUCCCAUGUACUGUAAUACCUCAUGAAGAUGUACCUUGUUGACAUAUGUAUAUUAGGUUGCCUCCCAGGUGGUAUGAAAGUAUUUGUCCACAAUGUAUUUUAUUAUUCAGUGAUUCCUGAAGUUGAUCUUCUAAUGACUAGGUAAUUACUGGAAAGUGUUGUCUUGUGUACCUAAUCAAGAGACUGGUAAUAUAAUGAAGUAAAACUUCUGUGGUGGAAGUAUAUUUAAUAAUUGUUGGGUCUCACUAGAUAAAAUUAUUUUAUGUUAUUGCUGUUUGUCAUUAGUUUAUGUUUACUUUUUUUUAACUCCAUGCAUUUUCUUUUUUUUUAAUGGAUAUGUUCACUUUCUAAAAUAAAAAUGUUAAAACAUGA